AUGUCUGUUGAGAGAAUUGAACUCGGACAAGUCAAGCACACCGAGAUAGAGGUGGAAGAAGUUGGUGGAAGUGUUACAAUCAGAGAUGAGGCGCAUGCAAAAGCAAACCAUUACAUCAAAGAAAGCAGGCCAUAUUUUCCCCAUGAAAAGUUGCCUAUUUACAUCGACUGUCUCUACUUCUUAAAGUUCGCCAGAGCAUUUUGUCUUGCGAGUGUUCUCGGCAUCUGGAAGGUAAGUGGUGGAUCGGUGAUUAUGCAAGUCGUCCUCUUCAUCGGUUGCUUGGCGUUUUUGACAGUUUACGGCCAACAUGAGCUGGUGAAUCAGAGAUCUUUACCGACUGUUUUGAAGCAGCCCGUCUUGGCAGGUCAGAAAUCCACCAACGCCUUUUACGAAGUCACUGUAACAGAUCUUGAGGGAAUUGCUUUGCAGAAUUAUCAAGCUGGUGUUGGCUUUGUCAGUGUGUCUCAGGGAAAGAUCAAGUUCCAGGCCUUCAACAAGAGAGCGAAGAAAUACAUGAGAAGAGCAAUUUGA
Molecule: messenger RNA, 531 nt
Organism: Porites lobata
Lineage: Eukaryota; Metazoa; Cnidaria; Anthozoa; Scleractinia; Poritidae
Source: the annotation of a GenBank genome assembly